CUCAAAAUUCCACCCAUUUUCAACAAAGCAAGCAUCAAACAAACAAAUUCCACCAUGUCCAUACCACAAACCCACCUCAUCGCCUACCCUUUCCCAACAUCCGGUCACAUAAUACCCCUCAUCGACCUUACAAAAAACCUCAUCACUCGCAACAUAAACGUCACUGUUUUAUUAACUCCAUCAAACCAACACCUACUUCCUCCAAACUAUUCCCCUCUUCUCCAAACUCUUGUUCUUCCAUCACCUCAAUUCCCAAACCCAAACCAAAAUCGACUUAUUGCCACAAUCACUUUCAUGCACCAACAUCACUACCCGAUUAUCCUUCAGUGGGCCCGGGUUCACCAUUUACCACCUUCAGCCAUCAUCUCUGACUUUUUCCUUGGUUGGACUCAUCUCCUCGCACGUGAUCUCGACGUGCCACGCUUAGUGUUUUCCCCUUCUGGUGCCUUCGCCCUUUCUAUAUCCUUUUCCUUAUGGCGUGACUUGCCUCAAAAUGACAACCCGGAUGAUCCUAAUUCCGUCGUUUCGUUCCCGAAUCUGCCAAAUUCUCCGUUUUACCCCUGGUGGCAAAUUUCUCAUUUGUUUAGAGAUAAGAAAGUGGAACAAGAUUGGGAGAUGAUGAGAACCAUGUUUCUCUUUAAUCUUGAUGCUUGGGGUGUUGUUUUCAACUCUUUCAUUGAUUUGGAACCAGCUUACUUUGACCACAUAAAGAAAGAACUUGGACAUGAAAGAGUUUGGGCCGUCGGUCCAGUUUUGCCACUUGAUUCCGGUACUGAACCGGAAGAAAGAGGUGAGGCCAGCACCGUUUCAUGCCUGGAACUCACCACGUGGCUGGAUAAGCGUGAGGACCGGUCAGUUGUUUAUGUUUGCUUUGGGAGUCGUACAUUUCUCACGACAGCUGAGAUGGAUGUGCUGACAAGUGCAUUGGAGUUAAGUGGAGUCCAUUUCAUAUUAUCUGUGAGGGUUCCGGAUGAGCGACGUGUGGAGGAGGAUUGUGGAAAGAUAUCGAGUGGUUUCAUCGAACGAGUGAGGGAAAGAGGGUUCGUCAUUCAGGGAUGGGCAUCGCAGUUGGUGAUACUGGGUCACCGUGCAGUAGGUGCAUUCUUGACUCAUUGUGGGUGGAACUCUGUGUUAGAAGGGUUGGUUUCUGGUGUGGUGAUGCUCACGUGGCCUAUGGGUGCCGAUCAAUAUACGAAUGCAAAGUUGUUAGUGGACCAGUUAGGUGUGGCGGUUCAAGCUGCCGAAGGGGAUGAGAAGAUUCCAGAAAUAAAUGAUCUUGUGAAGGUAAUAAAAGGGUCUCUGGGAAGGACAAAAGAGAGGGUGCGAGCUGAAGAGCUGAGGGAUGCUGCAUUGGGUGCCAUUAAGGAAAAUGGAAGUUCUCAAAAACAGUUGGAUGCACUAGUGAAAGAGCUUAAUGAACUUAAGAAUGACUAAUUCACGAUUUGCAUGUUUUAAAAGAAAAUGUUUCGGUUUCAAGUGAUCGGUGAUUCAAUGAGAAGUCUAAGACGCAUGUUUCAAGUUUCAACCCUUCAAUGUGGUGUUGGUUUGGUUCUACUUUUCUUCAACUAUGUUAAGAUUUUACAUGAAACGGGGAAUCAUAGCUUUUAUGGUAAGCCAGCCCCCCAAAUAAGUACAUCUGUUAUUGUUUUUUGAGAGAUGACGUUUCCUUUUAUUCCUUCAUUACUCUUCUGUUGUUGCACAUUAUAGGCACUGAUUAGAAAUCCCUUGUAUUCCUU
This is a messenger RNA of Trifolium pratense (red clover), 1736 nucleotides long. Its product is annotated as flavonol 3-O-glucosyltransferase UGT89B1-like. The record is from RefSeq and is a predicted model, not a curated record. Gene Ontology annotation, molecular function: UDP-glycosyltransferase activity. Lineage: Eukaryota; Viridiplantae; Streptophyta; Magnoliopsida; Fabales; Fabaceae. The coding region runs from base 55 to 1434 and encodes 459 amino acids. The transcript has a single exon.